AUGGGCACGUCGGGGUCCAAGGGCAUGGACGGCGUCGGGGGCGCCGGCGGGGCCGCGCUCCCCGGCGACGGCGGAGUGGACGGGGACGAGGGCAGCGCCGGCCGCGCGGUCACGGGGUCGUGGCACGGCGGCGCGCAGCUCUACGUCUCGCUCAAGAUGGAGAAGGCGCGGAUCAUCGGCGACCUCGUGCCGCACGUCUACGGCUCCGAGCCCAUCAUCGGCUCAUGGGACCCCGCCCACGCCCUCCCGAUGGAGAGGGAGCUGGCGUCCAUGUGGGAGCUCAGCUUCGUCGUGCCGCCAGACCAUGAAACACUCGACUUCAAGUUCCUGCUCAAGCCCAAGGAUGCGGCCACCCCCUGCAUCAUCGAGGAAGGGCCCACACGGCUUCUCACCGGGGGAAUGCUCGAGGGUGACGUGAGGCUUGCAAACUUCAGGAUUAAUGGAGACGACGAGCCGCAUGAGUUCAGGGUGUUCAACAAGGCCGACAUCGUGUCUCCGCUUGAGCUUGCCGCAAGCUGGAGGGUGUACAAGGAGAACUUCCAGCCUUCCAUGGUCCGGGGAAUCCCUGACGUCAGUAUAAAUGAAGCACCCGCUCAUGCGACCGAGGAUGGAUCUGGUUCUAGUCUGGAGCUUGACUUAGAACAUUAUGUUGUUCCAACACCAACUGCGCCACCAACUGAAUAUGCAGCAAACCUUGCUGCAACCCCAGCAUCCUUAACUCAACCCAGCAUAUGGACAAAUGAUAUACCUCUUAGUGAUGGUAUUCAGAGUCCAAGUGCUUCUGCAGAUUUUCAAGAUCAUAGUGACCACAAUAAAGAUACUGAGGCCCCAGUAGCAGAUUCUUCUAAGAAGUUACAAGUUUCUGGAAUGGUAGAGUCAAAAUCAGUUGGUACCUUAAUACAAUUGCAAAACCAGGACAGGCAAAAGGGACUUUAUGUUGACAGGGGUGUUGUCUCUCCUAAGCUUGGCAAAUCAUUUAGUGCAUGUUCCCUGGCAUCUGGCCUUAAUUUUGGAUCAACAAAGGCCAUGCCAGAAGCAGCCGGAGCUGUUGCAGCUGCAGCUGUAGCUGAUAGGUUGCAUGGAUCAAAGGAGGACAGGAAACUGGCUAUUGUUUUGGUUGGCCUACCAGCCCGUGGUAAAACCUUCACUGCAGUUAAGCUUACUAGGUACCUUCGUUGGCUAGGUCAUGAAACAAAACACUUCAACGUUGGAAAGUACCGCCGUCUGAAGCAUGGAGCAAAUCAGUCUGCAGACUUUUUCCGUCCUGAUAACCAAGAAGGGAUUGAGGCACGUAAUGAGGUGGCUGCUUUAGCAAUGGAAGACAUGAUAGACUGGAUGCACGGAGGAGGCCAGGUUGGUAUAUUUGAUGCAACAAACAGCACAAGCAAAAGAAGAUAUAUGCUAAUGAAGAUGGCUGAAGGGAACUGUAAGAUAAUAUUUCUGGAGACAAUAUGUAACGAUCGAAACAUAAUCGAAAGGAACGUACGCCUUAAAAUUCAGCAAAGUCCUGACUAUGCUGAUCAGCCAGACUAUGAAGCUGGACUGCAGGAUUUCCUUGAACGUCUGACAAACUAUGAGAAGGUCUACGAGCCAGUGGAGGAAGGUUCUUAUAUCAAAAUGAUUGAUAUGGUAAAAGGGGAGGGUGGUCAGUUACAGGUGAACAAUAUCAGCGGCUAUCUCCCUGGCCGUAUUGUCUUUUUCUUGGUGAACUCUCAUCUUGCGCCUCGGCCUAUUUUGCUUACCAGGCAUGGUGAGAGUUUGCAUAAUGUCAGAGGAAGGGUUGGUGGUGACACGGUCCUGAGCGAAGACGGAGAACUUUAUGCCAAGAAACUAGCCAACUUUAUUGAGAAGCGCCUAAAGUCUGAGAAAACUGCAACUAUUUGGACCAGCACUCUACAGAGAACAAUUUUGACAGCUACUCCAAUUGUUGGAUUUCCAAAGAUACAAUGGCGUGCACUUGAUGAGAUCAAUUCUGGUGUGUGUGAUGGGAUGACAUAUGAAGAGAUAAAGAAAAUUAUGCCUGAGGAAUACGAGUCACGCAAGAAGGACAAGCUGAGAUAUCGCUACCCCCGUGGGGAAUCUUACCUUGAUGUGAUUCAGAGGUUGGAACCUGUCAUCAUCGAGCUGGAGCGCCAGCGAGCACCAGUGGUUGUAAUAUCCCACCAGGCCGUAUUGCGAGCGCUGUACUCGUAUUUUGCCGACAGGCCUUUGAGGGAAGUUCCAGACAUGGAGAUGCCACUCCAUACCAUAAUCGAGAUACAAAUGGGCGUCACCGGCGUCGAGGAGAAGAGGUACAAGCUCAUGGAUUGAGAAAUUGAGAUGCAGCUAGGCUCGGCAGAACAACAAGUUUCAAAUUCUCUGUUCAAGAUACAACAGUACAUAUAUGAUACGGUUAACUCAGUAUAGUUACCAACUUCUCAUCCUUCUCCGGAUGGUGUAAAACUAACCCCUCCGGUGUAAAAUAUUCGACCAAAAAUACCUGCUGGUCACUGUAAAGAAAACAUAUACUGCUAAAUGCUAAUAUUAUGGGUAUACUGUAAAAAAAUACAUACCACUCCUGCCGGCCCUAAAUACUUGUCAUAGGUUCAAUGAAUCGAGACACAUUUUAGAUA
Molecule: messenger RNA, 2612 nt
Organism: Lolium rigidum
Lineage: Eukaryota; Viridiplantae; Streptophyta; Magnoliopsida; Poales; Poaceae
Product: 6-phosphofructo-2-kinase/fructose-2,6-bisphosphatase-like
Exons: 23
Coding region: 1-2310 (769 amino acids)
Biological process (GO): fructose 2,6-bisphosphate metabolic process; fructose metabolic process
Cellular component (GO): cytosol
Molecular function (GO): fructose-2,6-bisphosphate 2-phosphatase activity; starch binding; 6-phosphofructo-2-kinase activity
Source: RefSeq, a predicted model, not a curated record